AUGUUCAAUAGUAGUAGCAAUAGUAUUUGUUAUUGUACAAGUGUUACUACAGCCAAUUCUUUAAUGAAUCCGAAACAUAUUAACCGUCCGCAUAUUUGUCACUUGAGAAAUAUUUGGCCAAUACCACUAAUUGUACCACCUCCUUGGGUACUUUUGCGCAUUUUUCGAGAACAAUCUGACCACUUGAACAGUAAGCUGCAAUGGAAGAUUAACACAGAAAAACAAACUGAAUUAAGAUCUAAUUACAGUCAUCACAAUGAGCUAUGUCAAAAGUCAUCAGUUAUUUCCAGUGAAAAGUGGAACAUUUUUAAUUCAACUCAUUUCACUCAAAAUACUUCAUCAUAUGCUACAAGUCCAGUUGAUAUUUUACAAAGUUUAACGAAUAAUAAUGAAAAGUUAUGCAGAGAAGUAACGAAUAGUAAUGCUAAUAACACUGAACGUGAACGUGUUUACAGUUGUCCACACUGUACAAAGUGUUUUACUUCAAAUUCUGGACUAAAACAACACAUGCAUAUACAUGCAUCAUUUAAGCCAUUCACCUGUCAGGUUUGUCAUAAAGCUUAUACUCAAUUCAGUAAUCUUUGUCGACAUAAACGUCUACAUAAACGCUGUAGACAGAAACCAGACUGUUCAUCUUGUGGACAUGAGUUUGCAAAUACUUAUUCAUUGUUAAAACAUCAAGUUUUGACAUCGUGUGGCAAUACCUCUUUGAAAAACAACAACAAUGACAACCUCAACAGUGAGAAAAACUCAACUAAAGAUCCUUUUUUGUCAAAUUAUUACAAUCUGCAUAAAAAACCAACGAGACGUUUAACUGAACUGAGGCGUAACGAAAAUGAUCGAAAACAAUGUCAACAAAUUCAAAAAGGUAUAGCAUGUUUUUGUGAUGAAGGGAAAGGGAAACAAGUCAACCGAUAUACAAAUAAGUGUGAUCAUUACUCAAAAUCAUCUACUCCUCAAAUUCUCAAAGAAUACAGAACACAGUCAUCAAUAAUUCCAGAAGAAAUAAAUUCAGAGAUUGAUAAUUCUCGUGACUAUGAUUCAAAGAAAAAUUAUAAGUCAAGAUAUAAGAAUGCUUCACAAAUAACACAAAUUUUAUCAAAGAAUGAAUAUAGAACAGUGGAUGAUAUGCAGCGAAUAAGAGAUGAGACCACUCCAAAUCCUUUAGAUUUAUCCAAUUUGUGUAGUUCUAAUAAAAUGGACAUUGAACACAUUUCUUCUAUAUCUUCAUUUGAAAGAGGGGAAUAUGAAGGAAAAUAUGAUUUUAACUUGGAUAAACAAACAAUUAAAUCAAACUUGAAGAAUACUAAUGCAGUAAAUUCAAUGAAAGACUGUUUAUAUGACAACCGAAAUAUACAUUACUUACAUGAGAUUGUUAGUAAUGCCAUGUGUACAACUCAAAAACCUUGGAUAGAAUCUACAAAAUCACCUUAUCAAAAAAAUCAAAUUGGAAAAAUUAACGAAUAUUCAUCUACACAAUCAACACAAAAUAAUAAUAACAAUAAUAGUAAUGAUAGUAAUAAUAUGUAUGAGAAUCAUUACACAUGUAGUGUAUGCUAUAAACAAUUUCCACGUGCAGCUAACUUGAAUCGUCAUAUUCGUACGCAUACUGGGGAGCAACCAUAUCGGUGUCCACAUUGUGAUCGACUUUUCAGUAUUUCAUCGAAUAUGCAAAGACAUGUGAGAAAUAUACACAGUAGAAGCUGUUUAUCUUUUAAAGAUUGUAAAUAAUAUUGUUUUUAUUGGUUCUUCUUAAUGAAGAACACUGAAUAUUUAAAAGCCGAUGUCGACAAAGAGAGGGAAACACUAUGCUGUAGAUACUGAGUGCCAUC
Messenger RNA from Heterobilharzia americana, 1832 nucleotides. NCBI's taxonomy places the organism in Eukaryota, Metazoa, Platyhelminthes, Trematoda, Strigeidida, Schistosomatidae. The record is from the annotation of a GenBank genome assembly.